AUGCGUACCAAAGUCGAAGAACUUGAUAGCAAACUUCGUCAGGAGCUUGGGGGCAUUUUAUACCGUCAGAGGGGGGAUGUCCUCCCCGAAAGCGGAAUUUCAGGUCCAUUAAGCGUGGCACAGAGGUGGAAGCGCGCGAGGAGAGAAAAGGCCCCGGCCAGUGACGAAUUGAACUGGCUCGUUGAAUUCGGGCUUCGCAACUAG
This is a messenger RNA of Acaulospora colombiana, 204 nucleotides long. The record is from the annotation of a GenBank genome assembly. NCBI's taxonomy places the organism in Eukaryota, Fungi, Glomeromycota, Glomeromycetes, Diversisporales, Acaulosporaceae.